Molecule: messenger RNA, 639 nt
Organism: Oryzias melastigma (Indian medaka)
Lineage: Eukaryota; Metazoa; Chordata; Actinopteri; Beloniformes; Adrianichthyidae
Product: coiled-coil-helix-coiled-coil-helix domain-containing protein 5
Exons: 4
Coding region: 141-464 (107 amino acids)
Source: RefSeq, a predicted model, not a curated record
AAUCUGUGACAGAGACCCACACGAACCAAUACAAUUAAAGAAUCUGAUCACGUGCAUCCUUCCAAUCAGACACCGGCGUGUGUAGCACACUUGCUGGUCGUGAGUCCUUCGUGGUGUAACCUCUGUUAAAGCUAAACAAAAUGCAAGCUGCCAUGGACAUAUCGGCAAAGUAUUGCCAAAAAGAACUGGAGUCGUACGGAUCGUGUGUGUCCUCCAACCCAUCCACAUGGCAACAAAAAUGCCACGAACUGAAGAUGAAAGUUGCACAUUGUACAUCGUCACACCCAGUGAUCCAGAAGAUCAAACAGGACUGUUCCAAGGAGUUUGUGGAAUUUGACAAAUGUCUCAGAGAAAACCAGAGCUCAGCUACAUCCUGCACGUCACAUGUAGCACGCUUUGUAGGUUGUGCAGAAACCGUGGACCUCAGCAAAGUGGAAACAAAUCCAGUACCGUCAUCAACAUAGGACACAUCAGUGAACUUCAUGGCAACACGUUUGUUUGUUCAACAACAUAGAUGGGUUGGUAUGACAUAUUUCCCAACAUGUACAAACAUACCUGUUUUUGACAGGUUGAAAUAUGUGACAGGAAUGCUUUAAAACUGUAAAUUUCCACAAUAAAUAUUAUUGUUUCCUUUUGUCA